AUGGCGACAACAUCAUUCACCAUCCCUACCAACGAGCAACAGCAGCGACAAAAACAAGAGCAACUAACUAUAACCUGCCCACUUGAUAGCAACCUAUCGCGCGACAAGCUUCUCUCCUUUCCCGCAUUCAACAUAUGGCUCACCACACUACACCACUCCUUAUCUCGACAGCAACAGCCCGCACACGAGUUCCACAAGUCCCCGUAUUCUCUCCGCAAGAUUGAUAUCCAGGCCGUUGACUAUUUUGGAAAAGAACAGCGACUCGGCUUUAUAAAACUCAAAGCUGAGGUAUCUAAUGAUGAAGGGGAGAGUUUACCCGGGAGUGUAUUCUUAAGAGGGGGAAGUGUUGGUAUGUUGCUCAUACUGCAACCUGAUGAUGUUCCAAGCGGUUCCGAUAAAGACAAACGUGCAAUCAUGACCAUACAGCCACGCAUCCCGGCAGGGUCUCUCGAGUUCCCCGAAAUUCCCGCUGGCAUGCUCGAUGACAGCGGCACAUUUGCUGGCGGGGCAGCCAAGGAGAUUUAUGAAGAGACUGGACUGUCGAUACCUCAAAACGAGCUUGUCGAUAUGACAUCACUAGCACUAGCCUCUACUCGCCAGGGUAUCAGCCACGAUGCCGAUAUUAAUAGUGCUGAUAAUCACAGUAAUCAUAAUUCUACGUCUUCAGAAAACGCGGAAGAAUCCCUUCAAAACGGCGUUUAUCCGUCUCCCGGUGGCAGUGACGAGUUCAUUCCACUCUUUUUGUGCCAGAAGCGAAUACCGAGACAAGAAAUCCAGGCUAUGCAAGGCCGGUUGACGGGGAAUAGGCACGAGAGAGAAAAAAUCACGCUAAAAAUUGUGCCAUUGGAAAAUUUGUGGAAGGAAGGAUUAAGGGAUGGGAAGACGUUGGCGGCUUGGGCAUUGUAUAAGGGGUUAAAACAAGAGGGAAGAAUAUGA
Talaromyces proteolyticus is the source of this 936-nucleotide messenger RNA. RefSeq names its product NUDIX family hydrolase. Lineage: Eukaryota; Fungi; Ascomycota; Eurotiomycetes; Eurotiales; Trichocomaceae. Gene Ontology annotation, biological process: ribose phosphate metabolic process; nucleoside phosphate metabolic process. The record is from RefSeq and is a predicted model, not a curated record. Gene Ontology annotation, molecular function: ADP-glucose pyrophosphatase activity; ADP-ribose pyrophosphatase activity. The transcript has 2 exons. The coding region runs from base 1 to 936 and encodes 311 amino acids.